AUGUUAGGUACAUCUGAUUUUGUAGGCAUGCAACACAAUAUGUUUCGACGUGGUUUACAGAAUGGAGGCGGUAGUUUUGGAGGCUUUAAUGGCGAGUUUGAUGAUUUUGGUGGACCAGGUGGAUUCCGUGGUAGCCAUGGUAACUUUGGUAGACCGGGUAGAUUCCAUGGCGGGCCUGGUAGAUUCCGUGGUAGUCAAGGUAACUUUGGUGGCCCUGGAGGCUUUAAUGGUGGACCAGGUGGUUUCGUUGAACCUGGCAGAUAUCAUCGUAGACGAAAUGGACCUGGAGAUUUUAACGGUGAACCAGGGGAUUUUGAGGAACCUCGUAGAUUUCAUAAUGAACGAAAUAGGCAUGGAUAUUUUAGCGGUGAACCAAGGAGUUUUGAGGAACCUGGUAGAUUUCACAAUGGACGAAAUGGACAUGGGGGCUUUAAUGUUGGACCCGGUGGUUUCGAGGAACCUCGUAGAUUUCAUAAUGAACGAAAUAGGCAUGGAUAUUUUAACGGUGAACCAAGGAGUUUUGAGGAACCUGGUAGAUUUUAUAAUGGACAAAAUGGGGCUGCACCGUUUGGUGCCAGACAAGGUAGACAACAUAGAGCUGGUGGUAGACGAAAUCAACCUGGUUAUUUUGGUGAUUUUGUUGGUGGUCAAGAAGCACCUUUUCAAAGAUAUUAG
Molecule: messenger RNA, 675 nt
Organism: Adineta steineri
Lineage: Eukaryota; Metazoa; Rotifera; Eurotatoria; Adinetida; Adinetidae
Source: the annotation of a GenBank genome assembly